Messenger RNA from Bombyx mori (domestic silkworm), 692 nucleotides. RefSeq names its product histone H4. The transcript has a single exon. The record is from RefSeq and is a predicted model, not a curated record. Lineage: Eukaryota; Metazoa; Arthropoda; Insecta; Lepidoptera; Bombycidae. Gene Ontology annotation, cellular component: nucleosome. Gene Ontology annotation, biological process: nucleosome assembly. The coding region runs from base 88 to 399 and encodes 103 amino acids. Gene Ontology annotation, molecular function: protein heterodimerization activity; structural constituent of chromatin; DNA binding.
UCGGAGGCUCAUUCGUCGUUCGUCGCGCAACGCGUUAAAGUCUGCUGCUACUACUAAUACAAAACACAAACCGAGAAGUUCGUCAAGAUGACCGGUCGCGGUAAAGGAGGCAAAGGUCUUGGAAAGGGGGGCGCUAAACGUCACAGGAAGGUGUUGCGUGAUAACAUCCAGGGCAUCACGAAACCGGCUAUCCGUCGUUUGGCUCGCAGAGGUGGAGUGAAACGUAUCUCCGGUCUUAUAUACGAAGAGACCCGCGGCGUUCUCAAAGUGUUCCUCGAAAACGUGAUCCGCGACGCUGUCACAUACACCGAACACGCCAAGAGGAAGACCGUCACCGCUAUGGAUGUUGUGUACGCUCUGAAACGCCAAGGUCGCACCCUGUACGGUUUCGGCGGUUAAAGAAGUUUCAUCGACGAUUUUUUAUUUUUAUUUUUUGUCUCGAGAACGAUUCAAUUUCUUUUUUAAUUACACGGACAACCGAGCAAUGACUGACAACUGACAACAGCGGUGACAGCAAGCAAGCAAGCAAGCAAGCAACACACGACGUGGACCAUCUAGAAACAUGUUUCAAGAACUUUUUGCUGUCGUUGAUGUUGUAAAUCAAUCGCAAGUGACGUUGGUUCGUUUAAUUAUUAUUAAAUUUUUCGUUCUCGAAUACAAACAAACAAACAAAGGCCCUUUUCAGGGCCGCA